Anneissia japonica is the source of this 2593-nucleotide messenger RNA. RefSeq lists its product as uncharacterized. The record is from RefSeq and is a predicted model, not a curated record. NCBI's taxonomy places the organism in Eukaryota, Metazoa, Echinodermata, Crinoidea, Comatulida, Comatulidae. The coding region runs from base 192 to 1364 and encodes 390 amino acids. Gene Ontology annotation, biological process: cell-cell adhesion. Gene Ontology annotation, cellular component: cell-cell junction. Gene Ontology annotation, molecular function: cell adhesion molecule binding. The transcript is spliced from 3 exons.
AUCACAGGGGGUAUAUGGGUUUUCUUAGCAAUAACAAAUUCUAUUUUGCCACGAGUCUUGAUACCAAUAGCCAGCUUACUUUAGGAAGACAAUUGAUACUAAAAGAUUGAAUAUAUACAAGUAACUUGAAAGAGAGGUCGAACAUCAAUAUACAGUAGGCCAUAAUAAGUGAAGGAAUUAAAAUAAUCAGAAUGUUUGGUUUGAAUUACAUCUUGUUGGAGGUGUACUUUUUAUUAACAAAUUUAUUUGUGGUCGUUGAACCACAAGCUACAAGCAUCUUGCGCCAACCACAAAACGUAACCGAAAAAGAAGGGGAAUCAGCCGACUUCACUGUUAUGCUAAACGAUGCAAAGCCAGGGUCUACGCUUACCUGGUAUAAAGAUACGAUUUAUGUCAAUAAAAGUGAUCCUCGUAUAACGUACGAUGAGGCAAACAGAGAUACUGGACAGUUCACAUUGAGAAUAAAUCCACUUAUCCGGUCUGAUAAAGGAUACUACGUAGCUGCCUACGCCUUUGGAAAUGUUUCAGUGUCAUCACAUAAAGCCUAUUUGGACCUAAUUGAAGUUCCAUCUGAAGAAUAUCCAAUAUGCACGAUAUCCAAGCCGUUUUAUGAUAUUAUGGAGAAUGUAAUAGUGAGUUGCAUAACUGAGAACACAUCUCCGCAACCCGUUUUGCAAUUUGUUGGCAAAGAAUCAAAGAGUGAUGUAAUUAACAAUGGAUCACAUAUCAUGAUUCAAAUGAUAUUCAGGGCCCAUCCAAACUUAAAUGGGCAAAAGUAUUCUUGUUACCAAUCAAAUAGCAAAAUUGAAACAAAAUAUUGCUUAGAAGUCACACUCAAAGUAAGUAACGUGUUCAAUGUUGCCAUAUCAGGAAAGCAGAAUUUUACGGUUGGAGAUGCAGCCAAAUUAACAUGUGUUGGCAACUACACAAAGAGUGCUAGUUUCCAUUGGUAUAUUCCAGACAAGAUAAAAAGCCAGGUGAAAAUGGAAUUGAAUAAAAAUUGGAUAGAAAUACAUGUAACUGAGGAGUCUAAUGGCAAAAAUAUCACAUGUACUAUUGAAGAUGGAGGUCUAGAAGGAUCUGCAUCAGUGAUUCUUAAAGUGGAAGCCCCUGAACAAUCUGAACAAUCAGAAGAGGAAUCAACUAGUACAAUUAAACCAAUUACAUGGCUUCUUUCUUUCAUAUUAUUAGUGUUGCUUUCUAUUUAUGGAAAUUCAUUAAUAGUUACAUUACUGCUAUAUAGAAUUUACACAUUUAUAAAAAAUAAAAAUUGUGUUGCUAAGCCACAAGACUCAUGCACCGCCUGUAGCAGAACAUAUACCUCUGUGUCACAAACGGAAACUGGAAUGACCGAACUUAAUUAACUAAUCAGUUCAUUAAAGCGAGGCUCUGGAGGAAAUCACUUUCUUGAUAUGUUGAUAAACACAAUUGGUAAUGAAAAAAUUUGAAUAUUUAAAAAAUGGGUGAAAAGACGGUGUUAUGCUCUUUCCCAGAUAUCUGUAUCUCCUUCACUAUUCCCAAUUAUGAACUUCAAAUAUACUUCAGUGUCUUAGAAAAAUCACUUGUAUAACAUGUCAAGGUGGAAAAAAGGGUAGUUACGCCUCCUUUUCCCCCAGUUUUUAAAUAUUCAAAACCAUUGCCCAUUUUUGGUCGAAGAAGUUUUUCCUUUAUUAGAAAAUUCAGUUCUACAAAAUAUCAAAGGAUUACAAUAAAUAUCCCUCCUCUGAUUAGAAGAUGAGUAAGCCUUGCAGUUGGACUUGAGGCACAGAUGCAUCAAGGUAAGCAACAUAGCUGAGGCGUAUGUGAUGGCAAUCAUGCAUGAUUCUUCUAAAUUUUUGUGAUUUUAAUCUUUGAGACCGCUGUUUAUAAUACUGUAAUGUUUUUGUAGUUAAAGGUUGCAUUUUAAAAUCAGAAAAAUGUAAAUUAACAAAGUAAAAUAUAAGUACAGUACAGCUAAUAUAAUACUAACAGACUGUAACAAUAUUUAUAGCACAGAUCAUGAAGUUGCAUUGCCUGUGUUUAGAUCAGGGGUAGGCAUAAAAAAUGGUCGGCAGGCCAAAGUGAAUUUUUGAUUUAAUACUAAGGGCCACACCCAGUGUGCUUCCAAAAACCUUUAUACUUAAUGCUCAGUUUUAAUAUUACUUUCUACAGGCGAUCGGUGUCAUUCUGCAAAGAAAAAAGGUCUUUUCUAAUCAAAGAUGGUUGGUGGGCCGCAAAAAAAAUCACUGUUAGGCCGCAUGCAGCCUAAAAUCCAGUCAAGUGUAUAUAUCUGGCUUGUGUGCACUUUAAAUAAGCACUUGCAUUUUUCUUUUGAGUAGGGGAUUCCUGAUGGUAUGGUUCAUUUCAGCCCCUGUCAUCGUGGAAUGAUGUGAACUAAGUGCCUUUCUAUGGCUGCAAAAAUAGUCACAGACCAUACACUUAUGCACUUAACAAUGACGCUGCGAUUGAUUACUGACUUUUAUAAUAACUAACCAUAGUAGAGUCAUUUUCAUGAGAUCCGUGACUAAUUUUAGGAUACCUUAUUUUCUCGAUGGAUUUGGCAAGAUGGACCAAUUUAGAUAAAAUAUAGCUCCUAUAUACCUCCCAGAUUUGG